Messenger RNA from Manis pentadactyla (Chinese pangolin), 3922 nucleotides. RefSeq names its product poly(ADP-ribose) polymerase family member 3 (gene PARP3). The record is from RefSeq and is a predicted model, not a curated record. Gene Ontology annotation, cellular component: site of double-strand break. Gene Ontology annotation, molecular function: NAD+ poly-ADP-ribosyltransferase activity. The transcript has 10 exons. Bases 379 to 2187 code for a protein of 602 amino acids. Lineage: Eukaryota; Metazoa; Chordata; Mammalia; Pholidota; Manidae.
UGGGGGAGGCAGUUCCCGCACCUGGUCCAAGGUCACCGGACAGCCGAUGGGCACGUAUUGCAUGCCCCGUGCCAGAGGAGCCGCGCUAAAGAUGCGUCUGUCCCCUGGCCUUGGCCGUGUCUCGGGGAAGUGUCUACCCAUCCAUGGUACAGGCUGCCCUCCUCGACCUGCCCAGCCUCUGACUCACCCGACUAGUGGCCAAAUAGCUGGAAUCCUACACCCCGACUCCAGCUCUUCCCUCCCCCGACGGUCGGGAAGUCCCUCCCUAAGUCGCCUAACGCUUGCAGAGGGUUGCUAGAGGGGCCCUAGAACUGGGACAGCCGUGGGACUGUUCGGGGCUGCCACCUCUCCAAGGUCUGCGCUUUUCUUAGAACAGCCAUGGCUCCAAAACGCAAGCCCCCAGUGCAGCGUGAGGGCCCUGAGAAGAAGAAAGGGCGGCUGGGGGCAGAGGAGGAGAGCUUCCACUCCACUGUCAAGGCCCUCAGGGCCGCACCUGCAGAGAAGCGUGUAGUCCGAGUGGAUCCCCAGUGCCCGCUCAGCCACAGCCCGGGGACCCAGGUGCACAAGGACUACGACUGCACCCUAAACCAGACCAACAUCGGAAGUAACAACAAUAAGUUCUACAUCAUCCAGCUGCUGCAAGACGGAGAGCGCUUCGUCUGCUGGAACCGCUGGGGCCGGGUGGUGAGAGGCGCCUCCGUCCUUGGCCUGCCUCCUCCCUUCCUCUCAGCGCAUGUCCCAUGCUCCCCAGGGUCCCCACAAAAUACCCAGGCCCAAAGGCCACAGCUGCUGACCUGCCCCUCCUGCCCCCAGGGCCUGGGCCUGGCACAGCAGAGGCCAGCGCAUGUUUGUGGUGGGCAGUGUGGUGGGCACACUCCUGAAGGCUGUUGGUUGCAGGGAGAGGUGGGCCAGUCAAAGCUCAGCUCCUUCGUGUUACUGGAGGAUGCAAAGAAGGACUUCGAGAAGAAAUUUCGGGACAAGACCAAGAACAGCUGGGCUGAGCGGGACCACUUUGUGGCCCACCCCGGCAAGUACACACUUAUUGAAGUGCAGGGAGAGGAUGAGACCCAGGAAGCCGUGGUGAAGGUGGAUGGAGGCCCACUGAGGACUGUGGCCCAGAGGGUGCAGCCCUGCUCCCUGGACGCGGCCACGCAGAUUCUCAUCACCAACAUCUUCAGCAAGGACAUGUUCAACAGUGCCAUGGCCCACAUGAACCUGGAUGUGAAGAAGAUGCCCCUCGGGAAGUUGAGCAAGCAGCAGAUUGCACGGGGCUUCGAGGCCCUGGAGGCCCUGGAGGCGGCCCUGAAAUCCCCCCCACAUGCUGGCCUCAGCCUGGAGGAGCUGUCCUCCCACUUCUACACGGUCAUUCCCCACAACUUCGGCCGCAGCCGGCCCCCCACCAUCAACUCCCCUGAGCUUCUGCAGGCCAAGAAGGACAUGCUGCUGGUGCUGACGGACAUCGAGCUGGCCCAGACCCUGCAAGCAACCCCUGAGCAGGUGAAGAAGGCGGAAGAGAUUCUGCACCCACUGGACCGAGAUUACCAGCUCCUCAAGUGCCAGCUCCAGAGGCUGGGCCCAGAGGAGCCUGAGUACAAGGUGAUACAGACCUACUUAGAACAAACUGGAAACAAGUACCGGCAGCCUGCCCUCCAACAUGUUUGGAAAGUGAACCGAGAUGGGGAGGGAGAACGGUUCCAGGUGCACUCUGAGCUAGGUAACCGGAGGCUGCUGUGGCAUGGCACCAACGUGGCCGUGGUGGCUGCCAUCCUCACCAGCGGGCUCCGCAUCAUGCCGCAUUCUGGUGGCCGUGUCGGCAAGGGCAUCUACUUUGCUUCUGAGAACAGCAAGUCAGCUGGCUAUGUUACUGGCAUGUCCUGCGGGAAGCACCACAUCGGCUACAUGUUCCUAGCGGAGGUGGCACUAGGCAGAGAGCACCACAUCACCAUCAACGAGCCCGGCUUGAAGCAGCCGCCCCCUGGCUUCGACAGUGUGGUCGCCCGGGGCCACACAGAGCCCGACCCAACCCAGGACAUGGUGUUGGAGCUGGAUGGCCAGCGAGUGGCAGUGCCCCAGGGCCAGCCCAUGCCCUGCCCGGAAUUCAGCAGCUCCAGCUUCUCCCAGAGUGAGUAUCUCAUCUACCUGGAGAGCCAGUGCCGCCUGCGCUACCUGGUGCAGAUUCACCUGUGAACUUCCUGCCCACCCCCAGGGCUCUGCUGGACACUGGACUGUCAUCUCCAACCUUCCUGCCCCUUCCUGGGGCCCCCGUAUCACCCCUCCUUGCUCCCAAGUCUCCCUCCCAUGUCCCUUGCUGGCCCUGGCCCAGCUGUGGGCCCAGAGUUCCCUCCUACGGUGGGUGUGGGGGUGGUCUGAUGGACUGGAGUCAUUACUGGGACGCGCAUACUGCAGCCAGCGUGAAGCAGUGUGUUUGAGGGGCACAGGCUGACAGCAGGCGGGGUCCCACACCCAGCCCAGACUGCCCAUCCGAGCGGUGUGGUCACCGAGGUAGGAUGAACUUCAGGCAAGGUUAUUAAACAUUGUUUCACUCCCUCCCUCCCUCUGCUGGCCUUCACUGCAGCUGCACGGGGCCUGGGCCUCCUUCCUCUCCACAGUGACCCCCCCAUACCACGCCACACCACAGCUCCAGGCCCACCCCAGGAAGCAGCGCCCACAGGGUGGCUGUGGGCCACACCCUCACCCCCAGCAGUUGAUCCGCUUCCAUCACGCAACACCCAGCCUCCUCUCAUCAGUGAACUUCCAAAGGGAACCCUCACCAUCGACUCAGAACUGCUGAUCACUCCAGGACACACCUGGAGACGCGCUGUCCUUCAGCCCAGAUGUGGCCAGGCAGAUGAAGCAUUCCUCGUGUCUUGGCACCAAACAUCCAUGUGUAUAUCUGAAUAUUAACAAAUUGGAUAUACAGCCGAGGGGCACAGCUCUGCAGUCAUGAAAGGAACCCCAGGGAAUCUUAUCAACAAAGAACAGGUGCUAGAGAGCAGGUCACGAUGCAGGUCCAGGGUCAUCACAUCAUUUGAUUGUCAAAGCCCCCUGGCACCCCCUGCCAGCCCCCGUCCACUGACUUCUCUUCAGGCUCUUUUAAUCUGGCAUCUGUUUCUCAGCCUUUGUCUUUAUCCUUCGUAACUUUGACAUUCUUGCUGCUCCUGAGGAGCACAGGCCAGUUGUGUUAGAGUCUCUCUCACUUUGCGUUUGUCUGAUGGGUUUUACCAUUAGAUUUGGGGAUUGUGGUAUGGGCAGGAACAUGACUUCAUGGAUGUGUCCUUGGUGCAUUAUACUGGGAGGAACGUGUCCUGUUCUUAGUGAUAUUAACUUAGCGCAGCAGGUUUCUCCAUUAGGAAGUUACCAUUUCUCCCAUUUGUAAUGAAUACUCUGUGGGAAAAUAUUUCAAGGUGUACUGUCCCAUUCUUCAUCAACUUCCACCCGCACAUCCAUUAAUGAUUUUUAGUUGAAAUCAGUGACUUGAAUCAAUUUUUGCAAAGAUGGUUGCAAAUGAUAGUUAUCUAAAGUCAUCAUUUCUUUUACAUUUGUUAAUAUUCCCCUUUCUUUGGUGUCAGUAUGAACUUGUGGAUUCUUAUUUUAUGCAAUGAGUUGUAAUCCAUUACUGUCGUUAUUGUGAUUGAUCCUCAUAUUGCCCCAGAUUUGGCCACAGAAGGUCCUUCAAGCUGACUCCUGUGUCUACAUCAUUUUCAGAGCAUGGCCUUACUUCUUGGCAUCACAAUAAGUUCCAUGUUCUUUCUUGCCCAAACCUCAGCCAUUUCUCCAGGGAGCCCUGGUUCCCUGGAGCAGGAAAUGAUAUUUAGAAUCCAAGAUGUGGGCAGUCGGUGCGCUUCUUGGUACUGGAGUGCUAUUGCUUGCAAGUCCUUGUAGCAAAGAGAGUUAGGAAAUUUGUAAAUAAACCACCACAUCU